Messenger RNA from Symbiodinium natans, 2295 nucleotides. NCBI's taxonomy places the organism in Eukaryota, Dinophyceae, Suessiales, Symbiodiniaceae. The record is from the annotation of a GenBank genome assembly.
AUGCCGUCCACUCGCCAGCGCAACACUGUCCUGGCUGCAGCUGCCACCGCGUCUGCCGGCGCUCUCACCUUCGUGGCACCCCCGAGCACGCCCAGUGCCGCGCGCAUCGAGCCAGGUGUCGCGGCUGGCCAUGCUGCGCAGGCCCAGCCCCAGACCUCCAUGGGUGCCGCCACCGUGGGCGCGGCGGUGCUCGCGGCGGGCUGCGCCGCUCGGGUGACAGCGAAGGGCAAGGGGCAGCGCAAGGCCGUGAAGGUGGCAGCGGUCAGCACCGACACGGAGGUGGAGACCGACUGCAUCAACUCAAUCCGCUUCCUGGCAGUUGAUGCCGUGAACAAGGCCAACUCUGGCCACCCGGGCGCACCUAUGGGUCAAGCUCCGAUCGGUUACCUCCUCUUUGCGGAGGAGAUGGCCUACAACCCCAAGGACAGCAGCUGGUGCAACCGUGAUCGUUUCGUGCUGUCCUCUGGCCAUGGCUGCAUGCUUCAGUACUCCCUGCUGCACUUGGCCGGCUAUGACAGUGUCGCCAUGGAUGACCUGAAGCAGUUCAGGCAGUGGGGCUCGAAGACUCCUGGCCACCCGGAGAACUUCGAGACUGACGGCAUCGAGGUCACCACCGGCCCGCUAGGAAUGGGCAUCUCCAACGCCGUUGGCCUGGCUGCAGCGGAGGCGCAUCUCGCGGCCGCCUACAACAAGCCGGACUUCACCCUCAUCGACCACUACACCUACACCAUUGCCGGUGAUGGCUGCAUGCAGGAAGGCAUCUCUCACGAGGCCUGCGCUUAUGCCGGCCAUCUGGGCCUCGGGAAGCUCAUUGCCUUCUAUGAUGACAACGGCAUCACCAUCGAUGGCCACACCGACCUCUCCUUCACGGAGGAUGUCGGCAAGCGCUUUGAGGCCUACGGCUGGCAGGUGCUGGUCGUCGACAAGGGCGAUGAGGACGUCGACGCCAUCCGCAAGGCCAUUGCUGAGGCCAAAGCCUGCACCGACAAGCCCACGCUCAUCAAGGUGAAGACCACCAUUGGCUUCGGCUCGCCCAACAAGGCCGACAGCCAUGAUGCGCAUGGUGCCCCCCUGGGCGCAGACGAGGCCGAGGCGACGCGCAAGCAGCUGUCUUGGAACUACGGCGAGUUCGAGGUCCCCGAGCAUGUCUACGCAGCCUUCAAGAAGCAGGCCGAUGCUGGCGCUGCCAAGCAGGCUGAGUGGGACAAGCUCUUCGCCGCCUACAAAGAGAAGGAGCCCGAGUUGGCCGCGCAGUUCGAGCGUGCGGUGCUCAACAGGAAGCUGCCAGAGAACUGGGAUGAGUGCCUUCCCAAGCUGACCGAGAAGGACAACGGCAAGGCCACGCGCUUGCACUCUCAGGACUGCCUCAACGCCAUUGCGCCGGUGCUGCCGGAGUUCAUGGGUGGCUCCGCCGACCUUGCGCCUUCCAACAUGACCCUGAUGAAGUGCACGGGCGAUUUCCUGAAGGACAGCUACUCAGAGAGGAACUUCCGCUUCGGCAUUCGCGAGUUCGGCAUGGGCGCCGUCUGCAACGCCUUGUCGUUGGACAAGACAGGCAUCAUCCCCUACUGCGCCACCUUCACCAUCUUCACGGACUACAUGCGCUCCGCCAUCCGUAUUGCCGCCCUGUCCCAGGCAGGCACCAUCUUCGUGACCACGCACGACUCCAUUGCCGUCGGUGAGGAUGGCCCCACGCACCAGCCCAUUGAGACCAUCCCUUCCCUGCGACUGAUCCCUGACCUGACCGUGAUGCGACCGGCCGAUGGCAACGAGACCGCUGGGGCCUACAAGUACGCGGUGGAGCGCUCCAAGAAUGAGUCCCGGCCGACCAUGAUGGCUUUCUCCCGCCAGGCGCUGCCGAACCUCCCCAACUCCUCCAUCGAGAACACCCUGAAGGGCGCGUACGCGGUGGUGGAGUGCUCGGACCCAGAGGUCAUCAUCGUUGGCACGGGCUCUGAGGUCCACGUCUGUGUCGAUGCCGCCAAGUCAAUGGACCAGAAGGUCCGUGUCGUGUCCAUGCCUUCCGUGGAAGUCUUCCGUGCUCAGUCUGAUAGCUACAAGGAGUCCCUGCUUCCAAAGGGUGUCCCCACCCUGAGCGUGGAGGCCGCCUGCACCUCCGGCUGGGACGAGUUUUCCACCGCGCAGGUGGGCAUCAACGUCUUUGGCGCUUCCGCGCCAGGUGGCACCUGCCUGGAGAAGUUCGGCUUCACUGCGGAGAACGUCAAGGAGUGCGCAGAGAAGUGCCUCAAGGGCGAGACGGGCGUCCUUUCCGAUGGCACCCAGGGCAAGCACUGA